GCUCAAUUAUAGACAUCAUUUGAGUAGACAUCAUUUGAGCACCAUGAGGUUCGGCGUCGCUCGAGAGGAGGAGACCGCGCCGCCGGCACCGACCGACGAAACCAACACGUAUUGGGACGUGCAAGAGGUACAAAAGCCUCGCGUAGAUGUGAUUCCAGACCGCCGGCGGUUCCGUGCACCGAGCUCGGACAGUUCUACGACGUCCAGUGACGAAGAAGACGCGUCAGACUCGGACUCUGCGUUGACGGACAGCGACCGCGGUGUUAAUGCGGCGACAUCGGCUCUGGGUACAUUGCAUCUGACAACCAAGUCACGCCAAGAAUUGCUGAAGCAAAUAGAGCGCGCAUGCGAGCGCAAGGCGGUGCAGGCGGUGACGGGUAGUGGCGCGUACCAGGCUCUGUGCAAGACGCUGCAGCGCGCACGGCAGGACGCGGAGGCUCAGCUCCGCCAGAUAGAUGCAGACUUAGGCAGAUCCGAAGAAGAGAUGCUGAGGAAGCAACAGCAGCUGGAGAGGGAGGCGGUGACCAAACUGCAGCAGAUUCGGUCGAAGGAGCGAUCAGUCAUUGAGAGUGUGGAGAAGGAACUGCGAGCCUUUCAGCAGGCGCGAGACGAUGAGCGACGACGAGAAGAGGAGGAAAGGGAGCGUGAAGAAGCUGCGGCACGUCGUGAAGAAGAAGCUCGCGAGAAGGCAUUGCAGGAGGCCAAGGAGAAAGAGGAAGCUGCAGAGGCGCAGCGUAAGGCAGAGCAAGAGGUGGAGAAAGCGCAAGCGAAGGCGAAGGCCCAGGCGGCUGAACGCGCAGCGGAGAAGAAGAAACAGGAGGAGGAGCGUCAAAAGGAACAAGCCGCGACGAAAGCCGCUGAGAAAGAAGCCGCAGCUCAAGCCAAGAAGUACGUCGUGGAAGGACAUGAACGUAUUAAGCGUCUGGAAGAGCUUCAACGACACACCAACGACAUCCUGGAUAGCCCUGAUCCGGCCGUGAAGAAGAUCCGAAUGCAGAUCAGGCGUGAGGCUGGUGUGUGUAACCAAAUUGCUGCGGCUCCCUCUGCUAUCAAGAACGUCGUCAGCAAGAUUCAGCAGCUACUCCAGAUGGCCAAGUCCUCAGGCGACGCGUACUUCAAAUUCGCGCUCGACAUGGUGGCGUCAAACUUGUCCAAGCAGGUAGAAGGUCGUGCAGACUACAAAUCCUGCUACCCUAUUGCGCACGUGAUCAAGAUGAGUUGUGUGCAAACCCCGGAGCUGACGGACGUCAUGCUGGGGUACUUCCACAAGACCUGCGUCUUCACAAUCCCGGACAACCCGGAGAAACACGCGUCACAGUCGAUCGCCGAGUAUAAAAUAUCUGUGGGAUUUCACAAGGCAGUGGGCGAAAGCUCAGAUCCAGAUGGUCUGGAGCACGUCACGGAGUACACAAGACGCAUGACGAUGGUUUCUGCUGUGCUGGCUGCUGUUCAACAGACCACUCCAUGGGAUGGAAGUCCGUCUCCGCCUGGUCUGGAGCUUGGAGAUUGCUGGGCUUGGCUGGCUCGGUUGGUGAACGAGCCGCCGCACCUCAUGACUGGCGCUUUGACUCUGACCAUCCUGGAAGUGGCAGGCUUCGAGUUGCUACGUAACUACAAGAAGCAGUUCCACAAACUGCUGGUUCUAAUUGCUCGUGACGUGUGUCCGCGACUCAGCAAGAACGCCAAGACUGGAGCUGCCAACGCUGCUGGCCAACUCGAGAUGUUUGUGAGCCAGUACCAAGCUAAUCGCUGCAUGCUCAACGAGCCUGAUGGACGAAAACUUGAGGAGACGAAGAUCUCAGAGGAUGAUGAAGAAAGAACUGAUCGUGAUGACUACGGAGGUGGCGGUGGCUACUAUGGUGGUCGUGGAGGAGGCCGAGGUGGUGGACGUGGAGGUCGGGGCCGCGGUGGUGGACGGAGGCGUUAAAAUACAAUGAGAACAGUCGAGUGUCAGUCCAUUUAUUUCAUGAUUCACUCACUUACUGACAGUCUGGUUGGGUUGUUUUACUUCUGGCCGAGCGUGGGCAUCACAGCGCUGUAGCGGGUCUUCUCGUUGUAGUCCCACAGCGACGUGACCGUCUUGAUCUGCGUGUAGAAGUUGAUACCAGCCUUGCCGUAGAAGUUCAGGUCGCCACGGAUCGAUGCACGCGAGCCAGUGAACGAGAACAUGGGCAGAGGGACGGGGAUCGGCACGUUGAUACCGACCUGACCCACAUCGAUUUCGUGUUGGAACUUGCGAGCGGCAGCACCCGAAGACGUGAAGAUCGAAGUGCCGUUGCCGUACGGGUUGCGGUUGAUGAGCUCGAUCGCUUCUUCCAGCGUGUCUACGGACGUGCAGACCAGUACAGGAGCGAAGAUCUCUUCCACGUACGCAGGGUUGUCAGUGCCCACGUUGUUCAGCACAGUAGGGCCCACAAAGUUACCGUUCGGGUACUUGGGAACCUUGACGUUGCGUCCAUCUAGUAGCAGCUCAGCUCCAUUGUCCACACCCUCUUGGAUCAGACGCUCUGCUCGCUCCUUCGCCGCCACUGUGAUCAGAGGACCGACAUCAGUUCCAGGCUCCAGGCCGCCGUUCACCUUCAUUUCCUUGGCCUUCUGUACGAUGUCGUGCACCCAUUCCUUGGACUUGCCGACAAACACCACGACUGACAGAGCCAUGCAUCGUUGACCAGCAGCUCCGAACGCAGCGCCAGCAAGAGCGCCAACAGCCUGCUCCUUGUCGCAAUCAGGCAUAAUGACAGCGUGGUUCUUGGCUCCCAGAUUGGCCUGCACACGCUUGCCGUUAGCGCUGCCACGAGAGUGAAUGUACUCUCCAGCCUGAUUGCCGCCCACAAACGAAAUGGCCUUGAUCUCCGGAGCAUCGCAGAUGAAGUUGACAGUGUCCUGAAGGGGAGCAUGCAACGAUUAGCGACUACUGAAAUGCCUCAGCGUUCAUAUACGCGUCUUACAUGAGCACCGUGAAUGAUGUUGAGAACUCCGUCCGGAAGACCCGCUUCUUGAGCCAGACGAGCAAGAAUCUGCAUCAAAGAAGAGUUAGAACUGAAGUCUAUACAAUAAACAACUUGCUGCUUACCAUUGUGGCACCAGGGU
Messenger RNA from Phytophthora nicotianae INRA-310, 3090 nucleotides. RefSeq lists its product as hypothetical. Lineage: Eukaryota; Oomycota; Peronosporomycetes; Peronosporales; Peronosporaceae. The transcript has 5 exons. Gene Ontology annotation, biological process: regulation of translational initiation; poly(A)+ mRNA export from nucleus; regulation of translational termination. Gene Ontology annotation, molecular function: phospholipid binding; inositol hexakisphosphate binding; translation initiation factor binding. The record is from RefSeq and is a predicted model, not a curated record. Bases 44 to 1927 code for a protein of 627 amino acids. Gene Ontology annotation, cellular component: nuclear pore; cytoplasm; nuclear pore cytoplasmic filaments.